This is a messenger RNA of Lampris incognitus (smalleye Pacific opah), 1259 nucleotides long. It is a transcript of the gene gatad1, whose product is annotated as GATA zinc finger domain containing 1. Lineage: Eukaryota; Metazoa; Chordata; Actinopteri; Lampriformes; Lampridae. Gene Ontology annotation, biological process: regulation of DNA-templated transcription; chromatin organization. The transcript is spliced from 5 exons. Gene Ontology annotation, molecular function: zinc ion binding; sequence-specific DNA binding. Bases 293 to 1030 code for a protein of 245 amino acids. Gene Ontology annotation, cellular component: nucleus. The record is from RefSeq and is a predicted model, not a curated record.
CAGACACCACCGAAGAAAAUAUUGGUCUAACGCGACAAAAAGAAGAAGAAACUGGGUCAAUCAUAUCAAAAAAUGUUAAUUGCAUUUUUUAUUAAUACAGUCCGUGUUUGGACGGUUUGAUCAUCUAAAGCCCUAGAUCAUAACAGUCUAGUCUGUGAUUUUUUUUUAUAAUUCGUUCGUUCUGUGAAGUCGUUUUUCCCGUCAUUACAUUGCUCCUAUUGAAGCGUUACCCUUGUUCUCGUUGUUGGACAUUAUCGUUCAACUUCAUCGAUCGACGUUUUUGGCAACAAAUAUGCCACUAGGCUUAAAACCAUGCUGCAGUAUUUGCAAGACGAACUCGUCGUCGAUGUGGAAGAAGGGGAGUCAAGGGGAGAUACUGUGCAACAACUGCACAGGGAAGAGUAGCAGCGGUGGAGCAUCGGGACCCUCCGUGUCCUCUAGCACAACACAGAAUAAUGGCGGUGGGAAGCAGUCCAAGCAGGAGAUUCACAGGAGAUCAGCCCGGUUGAGAAGCACCAAAUAUAAGGCUCCUGCCUCUGAGAAGAAAGUGUCGACGAAGGGAAAAGGGAGAAGACACAUAUUCAAACUGAAAAAUCCGAUUAAAGCACCAGAAUCUGUAGCCACAAUCAUCACAUCUGAAUCUGUUUUUUACAAGGGUGUAUAUUACCAGAUAGGAGAUGUAAUCAAGGUAAUGGAUGAGGAAGAUGGGAAACCGUACUAUGCCCAGAUCCGCGGCUUCGUCCAGGAUCAGUAUUGUGAGAAGAGCGCUGCACUGACCUGGCUCCUCCCCACCCAGGCUAGUCCGAAGGACCAAUUUGAUCCUGGAACGUACAUUGUUGGUCCAGAAGAGGAUCUGCCCAGAAAGAUGGAGUACCUGGAGUUUGUGUGUCAUGCCCCAUCUGAGUACUUCAAGUCGCGGAGCUCACCGUUCCCUACCAUUCCCAUCCGACCAGAGAAAGGGUACAUCUGGACCCACAUAGGACCAACACCAGCUACUGCUGUCAAGGAAUCAGUUGGAGGCAGCAGUUAGCAGGGAUACAAUUUUGACUUUGUCUGCUGAACUGUAGGCGGACACAUGUACAUUUGUGUAAUAUAAUAGAGGGAAGAUGGCUGUGUAAAACACAGCUGGUAUAUUUGAUGGACGAAACUAAUUUGUCAUACAACUGAAUGUAAACAGCACAUUCGAACAGGAUAAAGUGCUGUUUACACGUCCCAAGCACCGAAAUAGUACUUUUGUAUCUGGUAAUAAACAUAUUGUG